ACGGCAGAAAAAGAUAUCCUAAGGGUUUAUAAUGAGCGAGGCCUCAUAUUUUCUCAGCCUCUCUAGGUUUUGUGAAAAAGCUCUGUGCCGCUGAGCUUUAUCUAGUCACCGUUUCAGUUAAUUUCUAAGAAUUCAAUAUGGGUAAAGAGAAGGUUCAUAUCAACAUUGUUGUCAUUGGACAUGUCGACUCUGGAAAAUCUACCACAACUGGUCACUUGAUCUACAAGCUUGGAGGUAUUGACAAGCGUGUUAUUGAAAGAUUCGAGAAGGAGGCUGCUGAGAUGAACAAGAGGUCAUUCAAGUAUGCAUGGGUUCUUGACAAGCUUAAGGCUGAACGUGAGCGUGGUAUUACCAUUGAUAUUGCCUUAUGGAAGUUUGAGACCACCAAGUACUACUGCACAGUUAUUGAUGCUCCUGGACAUCGUGACUUUAUCAAAAACAUGAUUACUGGUACUUCUCAGGCUGAUUGUGCUGUCCUCAUCAUCGAUUCUACAACUGGAGGUUUCGAGGCUGGUAUCUCAAAGGAUGGUCAGACUCGUGAGCACGCCCUUCUUGCUUUCACCCUUGGUGUCAAGCAGAUGAUCUGUUGUUGUAACAAGAUGGAUGCCACCACCCCCAAGUACUCAAAGGCUAGGUACGAUGAAAUUGUAAAGGAGGUCUCAUCUUACUUGAAGAAGGUUGGAUACAACCCAGACAAAAUUGCCUUUGUUCCUAUCUCUGGAUUCGAGGGAGACAACAUGAUUGAGAGGUCCACCAACCUUGACUGGUACAAGGGUCCAACUCUCCUUGAGGCUCUUGACAAUAUCUCUGAGCCAAAGAGACCCUCAGACAAGCCCCUUCGUCUUCCACUUCAGGAUGUUUACAAGAUUGGAGGUAUUGGAACUGUGCCAGUGGGACGUGUUGAAACUGGAUUCAUCAAGCCUGGUAUGGUUGUUACUUUUGGACCCACCGGGUUGACCACUGAAGUUAAGUCUGUGGAGAUGCACCACGAAGCCCUUCAAGAAGCUCUUCCAGGAGACAAUGUUGGGUUCAAUGUCAAGAAUGUUGCUGUGAAGGAUCUCAAGCGUGGUUUCGUCGCCUCCAACUCCAAGGAUGACCCUGCCAGGGAAGCAGCCAACUUCACCUCCCAGGUCAUCAUCAUGAACCAUCCUGGUCAGAUCGGUAACGGUUAUGCCCCAGUUCUUGACUGUCACACAUCUCACAUUGCUGUUAAGUUCGCUGAGAUCCUCACCAAGAUUGAUAGGCGAUCUGGGAAGGAGCUUGAGAAGGAGCCCAAGUUCUUGAAGAAUGGUGAUGCUGGUAUUAUUAAGAUGCUUCCAACCAAGCCCAUGGUUGUUGAGACCUUCUCUCAGUACCCACCUCUUGGACGUUUUGCUGUUAGGGACAUGAGGCAGACAGUUGCUGUUGGUGUCAUCAAGGAAGUUGAGAAGAAGGACCCAUCAGGAGCCAAGGUUACCAAGUCUGCUAUCAAGAAGAAAUGAAGUGUGCUUUUAACUAGAGGGAUGGUGCUAGGAGGAUCAUCAGGAGGGACUUGUCUUUGCUUCAUUAUUAUUAGUCAGUUUCGUUUUUGCUUUUUGUUGGUUAGGUAUCUGUGCAGUCUCCUGUUUUGUAUUGCUUUUGUUUUGUUGCGCAUCCGGAUGCAAACCUGGGUGCUUGACAGGCGGUGGCAACAGGAUGUUUGGCUGCUCAGUUGAAGUUCCUUUAAAUACUUAAGUUUGAUUUUGGGUUUUCAAGUUUCUGUUCACAAGUUUUACUUGCUUAACCCUGGUAACUGAAAACCGUAUUUGGUAGUUAUUGUCUGUGGAGCUGUACCUUAAGUGCCUUCUUGUUUUGUGUUGUGUGUCAUAUUUUUAGAAGACUGCAGAUUUUUAGCA
Molecule: messenger RNA, 1874 nt
Organism: Papaver somniferum (opium poppy)
Lineage: Eukaryota; Viridiplantae; Streptophyta; Magnoliopsida; Ranunculales; Papaveraceae
Product: elongation factor 1-alpha-like
Exons: 3
Coding region: 138-1481 (447 amino acids)
Biological process (GO): translation; translational elongation
Molecular function (GO): GTP binding; GTPase activity; translation elongation factor activity
Source: RefSeq, a predicted model, not a curated record